GUUGCACGCCAAUAAUAAACUCAAAUAUUUCAAUUUCAGAAGUAACUUCUACAUGGAUUCAAAUUCACACUAUGAAGGAAAUCAUGUCUCCCACGAAAUAGAGAAUGGGUUCGAAAUUUAUCCGUCAGCCCUUAAUAUUAUUUGGGGAAAGGAUGCACGAUAUUGGAAAUUACCUCAAGGGAAAGAACCAGGAGAAGCAGCAGAACUUGUACAAGUAAGUUGGCUAGAGGUAACAGGAUAUUGUGACAAAGUAGAGGCAAACGUAACAUAUGAUGUUAAGUUCCAGCUGAAAUUGACACCAGAUGCAUUUGGCUGGAAUGAUAUACCCAUCUACUUUAUGGUCAAAUCUGGAAGCGGAAGCUUAUGGAAGAAACUGAAUUUGACAAAAGAUGCCCCUACCAAUUCUGAUGGAACAUAUGUCGUACCCAACAAUCUUACUGUUACAGUGGGAAAAGGUGGCAAUGACGAGAACAAGCUUUAUUUUGGGCUCUAUGAAGUCUGGAGUGGAAAGUGGAAAGGAGGAUUAGUAAUCCAAAAAGUAAUAAUUACCAAGAGUGUGGAGGAUUAAUUAAUAUACGUACAUUCUUUCUGCAUGCAGCUUGUGGGAGUACUAAAUAUAAUACGUGAUGGAUCUUAAUAAAAGAAUGCUUCAUAGAAGUUUUCUGUCAUAAUCUUUAGUAUGUUUCCUUGUAAUAGUAAGUUAUUAUGAAAAUAAAUGUUUGCUUAUAUUUUUUCGUUUCA
This is a messenger RNA of Nicotiana attenuata, 741 nucleotides long. RefSeq names its product protein PHLOEM PROTEIN 2-LIKE A9-like. The coding region runs from base 53 to 568 and encodes 171 amino acids. The record is from RefSeq and is a predicted model, not a curated record. The transcript is spliced from 3 exons. Lineage: Eukaryota; Viridiplantae; Streptophyta; Magnoliopsida; Solanales; Solanaceae.